CUUUGCGUGUAAUACGGUCGUGUGAAUGACCAGAUCGCGUAUCCGAUCAUUCAAGCAGAGGAAACAUUCAAGUGAAGCAGAUGCUUCUACUCUCUUCUAAACGGCCAUCGCCAGAUAUCAUUGAAUAUCAGAAAAAGAUUAGCUGCUCUCCAAUUAAUGUAUACUACCCGAGACCAAUACCAGAACCAGAUUAUUCUGACAAUGAUGAAAGUUGUUCGCUUUAUCCUUCAAAAACAUUUAAUCCUUGCCUGCAAUCCUCCGAGAGACGGCAGCUUCAUAGGGAAUUACUAUGGUAUACGAAGAUGGGAAGAGAUAUUCUUCGUCCAAAAACCGAAUUAAAAACAGUUCUAGAAGCUGUUCGCUGCAAAAGAAAAAAGCCAAAGGAAAUUGUUCCUCCAAGGUUGACUGAAUUGGAAAUGAAAUUACAAGAAAGAAGAAAGAGAUUAGAACAGAUGGAAGAACAGAAAGAUAAACGAAGGCAGAAAGAAGAAUUUCCCGAAUUUGUAAGAGUUCGAUCUCGAAUAUUUCCUUUUCUGAGCCAAGAUUUAAAUUCCGAUGCAGAUACUUAACAUCAAGAUGGAUACAGUUUUAUGAAUAGGAAAGAAUUUCAUCGAUUCUUAAUAUGUAUAUAAAUGCACGAAAGUAUGUUAAAUGUAAUCACUAAAUGUCUGUGUAUUUUCGAAGC
Messenger RNA from Centruroides sculpturatus (bark scorpion), 685 nucleotides. RefSeq names its product protein FAM107B-like. The record is from RefSeq and is a predicted model, not a curated record. Lineage: Eukaryota; Metazoa; Arthropoda; Arachnida; Scorpiones; Buthidae. The transcript is spliced from 5 exons. Bases 81 to 569 code for a protein of 162 amino acids.